Molecule: messenger RNA, 1260 nt
Organism: Aricia agestis (brown argus)
Lineage: Eukaryota; Metazoa; Arthropoda; Insecta; Lepidoptera; Lycaenidae
Exons: 9
Coding region: 173-1222 (349 amino acids)
Biological process (GO): stabilization of membrane potential; potassium ion transmembrane transport
Cellular component (GO): membrane
Molecular function (GO): potassium ion leak channel activity
Source: RefSeq, a predicted model, not a curated record
UAUAAUAAAAGGUAAUGUGAGAAGUGAAAUAAACGAGGAGCAUAAAGUCGCGCUACCCGGCGCCUGUGACAGUGGUAGUGUACGACAUGAAGCAAAACUGAAUAAACUAUACAAUAAAAUAAUAAACGAAAGAUGUGCACCGAGAGACACUCCACGUGAAAACUUCGUAGCUAUGAUAGAUAGAAGCGAAACCGAUAGGACACAUAAUAGAGUAAAUUCACUUCAAAUCUUUCCUCAAGUGGCCGAGACUUGGCUUAGAAUAUGUCCUGCCCCGAAAUUGCCCGGAGAGUCUAUUUGCUCUGUUGUUAUAAGAUGUGUACUGUGCCAAGUGGGUCUAGCCACAUUCCUGACUAUAUGGACGCUCGUAGCAGUGUUUUUGAUCGAAUCUUUCGAAGGUCCAAACGAACUUCAAGUGUCGUUAAAUUUUGAAAGAGAUCAAAAUCAACUCGUCAUAGAUUUAGCUACGGAGUUACGACAGAUAACACCUAUUUCGCCAAAAUGGCGGUAUGCGAUCGAGAGGAGGAUAGAGGAUGAGCGCCGACUGACUAUGAACGCGGUCGGUCUCGGCGCUCAGAUUAAGUCUGGAUGUUUCUGGAACCUGUCUGGAGCGUUCCUUUUCACAGUUUACGUUAUGACAGCGUUGGGUUUCGGCGCUCCAGUGCCCCACACGGUUUGGGGCCGGACCCUGGCGUUAGUGUAUGCCGUACUCGCCGUUCCCACACACAUAUACCUCAUGAUGAAUGCCAGUACCUACGUCGCUAUUAAAGUAGAGAGCUAUACGCGAUAUUUGGAGAUAGAGAAAAAUACACGACUAACUGCUUCCGCCAACACAUCUAUCAAUAAAGAAAAAAAAUCUACAUCGUCGGCGAAACCGAACAAACCCUUUUGUAUACGAACGACCAUACGCUGUAUGAAGGUAGCGCUGGUAGGUCGGUGCGUGCCGAUCGCAAUAUUCUCCUACUACCUGCUCGGCGUCGUUUGUUUCGGUGUACUGCGCAAUAAAAACUCCCUGGAAUGUAUUAUGUUCCCCCUGGAAUUUACGACUACUGGAGGAUUAGCGCUUGUAAAUAACUACGUGCGGAUCCUGUACGGUUUGUACAUAGAAGGCGCUAUGUAUCUGUUUGCGUGUACAGUCGCAUCUAUACGACGAAACACCAACAUCACGCUAGUACACCUGGGAGAAAGAUACAGACUGUUCGAGAAAAAUACGACGCAACAUUAACGACUGAACUAUUAUUAUAUUCAUAUUCUAUUCUGAUA